GUCAUUCUCUACACUUGAACUUGAUUUUCUUUGUCUCUCCACCUUACCUUUUUAUGUUGGGUGGGAUGGUUUUCUCUUUAAGAACAAGCCCUUUUCAUUUGGGAUCCUUUGUUUUAGGGAACUAGUAUGUGGAUUAAGCUAAGUAAGAACUUUAUUUUGAUAGUGAAAUAGUGCUUUUACUAUCUAAAUAACAAAAGGGCAAAAUUCCUUUCUCUAGCUUUGAACUUACAUUGAAGCUUCUUUAGUAAAUUCUCUUAAGACUAUAUAUUUUACAAUGCAAUUAUAAAUCUUAGAUGUCUCAUCAUUCUCAAGUUUAUCUCUUUGAGCAAGAGAGUUUAUGCCGAUAAGUUAUCAUCAUCAUACUUGGUAUAUCCUGCUCGUAGAAGUCUAUGCUCGUAGAAGUCUAUGAUGCUGGUAAAAGGAAAGAUGGGUAUGAAACCUCAUUCAAAUUGGACAGUAUUUACAGUUUUAACCAUUAUAAUAAGCUUGAGCUCCAAGUUGGUUCUCUCUGAAGCACAUAUCUUAUCCAACACUAAUGAAACAGGAAGAAGAUUGCUGCUACAAACACAAGAAACAUCCUACACCAUCAACCAACUAGAUGACAUUGUACGGAUAGAUCCACUAGACCAUUUCAACAAAUACAGAGGUGGAUACAACAUCACAAACAGGCAUUAUUGGAGUUCGACCUUAUUUACUGGCGUGUAUGGGUUUGGUGUCGGACUCAUAUGGCUCAUAUCCGGCAUCAUAUAUCUAACAGUGUCCUGUUGCAAAACCAACAACUAUCAGCUGAAAAAGAGAACACCAUGUCAUAAGCCAUGUUAUCUUUUCCCUCUCAUUUUCACUACAAUUCUUGUUAUCUUGGCAAUAUUUGCGUCUGGGCUGGCUUUGGAAGGGAACAUGAAAUUUCAUUAUAAAGCAAAGACAAUCAUGACGGUUAUAAUCAAGACUGCAGAUCAGGCAUCCAAUACCAUAUACAAUGCCACAGGACCAAUGAGAAAGAUCAGUGAAAACUUACAACUACAAGCUGUCGACAGUAUAGAUGGCGUCGAUGAAGCUGAUGCUGCCAAUAUGGCUGGUGCAGCGAGCUUCUUGGCUUCAACAUCUGACAAGCUUGAUUAUGCAGCAACUCGCAUUCAACGCCAAGCUCAGAAAAACCGAGACUUAGUUCAGACAGCUCUCACAAUACUGUAUUUUCUGACAAUCAUCACCGUAUCCUUGAACCUUGCAGCCGUGAUUUCCCUUACAGUUUUCGGUAUGCUAAGAUUCAAACGAGCACUCCCCAUGCUUAUAAUAAUCUGUUGGCUGCUUACUGCCCUCUGCUGGUUAUUCUUUGGAACAUACAUCUUCCUUGAAAAGCUCUCCUCUGAUACAUGCAAAGCUCUUAAAGAAUUUCGACAAAAUCCAGAUCACAGCAGCCUGAGCUCAAUCCUUCCCUGUGAUGAAUUUCUUUCAGCAAGUACCGCUUUAUCUGAUGUUGGCAUCGGAAUCUAUGAGCUCGUCGACCAGGUAAAUACAAAUAUUACUCUUCUAAGAAGUAAUUCAUACCCGGGUCUCGCUUAUGUAUGCAACCCUUUCUCCGGACCUCCAGAGUUUUUGUAUCGGCCAGGAAAUUGUGCCGCGGACACUAUCAAGAUAGGAGAUAUCCCACAGGUGCUGAAGAUGUUUACUUGUUCUGACACUAGUGGAACAAAGUGCCAGGGAGGAGGAUUAAUAAACACCAGUAUGUACAAAGCUAUAGAAGCUUACUCUAAUUCAAUACAAAGCCUGCUAAAUUCAUACCCAGAAAUGGAAAAUCUAGUGGAUUGCCAACUUGUAAAAGAUGCAUCCUCAAACAUCCUUAUCAAGCAAUGCAAGCCGUUGAAGAGAUACGUGCAGACAACCUGGGUCGCCAUGUUGGUUCUUUCAGUGGUUAUGGUGAUCUUGGUCCUGAUAUGGGUGAGUAUUGGUCAUCAUGAGGAAAAACAUCAUUUUGCAGAUGGUGCUGUAAAGCCGAAGGUCACAGCAGCAAAUAAUCUGGACCCUGAGGCAGCUAAAUCAACUGCUGAACAACAAAUUUCUUAGGAAAAGCAAGCAAUUCAAGGUUCUGAAAUAAAUAACAGAUACGAGUAUACGACACUGUAAAGGUAUUCGGUAAGCAAAAGGCGAGAUAGGAAACCCGACACACAUUAGAUAGGAAAGAAAGCUAAUCCAAGAGCACCAAGCUUUCUAAAUACUUGCUGUUGGAGACGAUCAAGCAUCACUCCAUAGUCUAUAGUCCAGUCUUAUAACAUUUUUGUUCAGCAGAAAUCCUGAUAAUUAUUUAUAGAUAUCUUACACAGCAAUGUACAGAAUAUCUGGGGACAAUCCCCAAUAAAGGAAAUCAAAGAUGUUCUAUGCAAUUGUAUUUUCGUAAUAGAUAUAUUAUUUUCAAGGACUACCCAAAUGUACAGUAGAAAAUGAAAUAAUGGGGAAAGAGAGUUUACGUGGACGAGCACUGGAACUGAACUAAUGGUUUAUAUAAGCG
Messenger RNA from Amaranthus tricolor (Joseph's coat), 2503 nucleotides. RefSeq lists its product as uncharacterized. The record is from RefSeq and is a predicted model, not a curated record. The transcript is spliced from 11 exons. Gene Ontology annotation, cellular component: membrane. Lineage: Eukaryota; Viridiplantae; Streptophyta; Magnoliopsida; Caryophyllales; Amaranthaceae. The coding region runs from base 406 to 2061 and encodes 551 amino acids.